UUUUCUCACCUAUCCUUCCAGUGUUCAAUUACCCUCCCUUCACCAUGGCGGACUUCAUAGGCAAUGAGCUGUACAGCUGCAGAACCUGCCGGAAUCCUCUCGCAUACGGCGAGGAUAUUCUCUCCAAAAAUUUCAAGACGAAAUCAGGGGCGGGUUACCUGUUCCUUUAUGCGAUGAACUUGGUGGUGGGGCGGAAGGAGGAGAGGCAGCUCCUGACCGGAAAGUUCACGAUCGCGGAUAUCUAUUGCAGUAAGUGUAAUGAAUAUCUAGGUUGGCAGUAUUUGCAGACGAAUGAUAUGAGACAGAGGUUCAAGGAAGGUAAGUACGUACUUGAGAGGAUGAAGCUCCUCGUCGAGCAAUUCUAGGGGAGACCGGCGGAUCAUCAUGUUUACAAAAUAAUUGAGGCUGAUGAAGAAGGCAUCCAGCUGUUAUUGUAACACAAGAUUCGGUCUAUGUGUACUCUUUGUUUUAUGUCAUUUGCCACUUAUGAUAGGGAACUUGAGUAUAUUUGAUUUGUGAUUAAGAUGAUUGAAAAAUAUCAUUUUAUAAGUUAAUUUUAAAUGUAUGUUAAAUAAUUAUCUAUUUUAUAA
Molecule: messenger RNA, 590 nt
Organism: Rubroshorea leprosula
Lineage: Eukaryota; Viridiplantae; Streptophyta; Magnoliopsida; Malvales; Dipterocarpaceae
Source: the annotation of a GenBank genome assembly